Molecule: messenger RNA, 2504 nt
Organism: Scomber scombrus (Atlantic mackerel)
Lineage: Eukaryota; Metazoa; Chordata; Actinopteri; Scombriformes; Scombridae
Gene: pi4k2a
Product: phosphatidylinositol 4-kinase type 2 alpha
Exons: 9
Coding region: 101-1444 (447 amino acids)
Biological process (GO): Golgi organization; phosphatidylinositol phosphate biosynthetic process; endosome organization
Cellular component (GO): lysosomal membrane; endosome; trans-Golgi network
Molecular function (GO): 1-phosphatidylinositol 4-kinase activity
Source: RefSeq, a predicted model, not a curated record
CUAGCCAGCAAAACAACCGUCCCACUUUCUUACCCUCCUCUGUGUCUUCUCCUUCUCCAGGACUUUAAAAUAACUUCUUGACCACUUCCACGACACAAUAAUGGACGAGACGAGUCCGCUUGUCUCUCCGCUCCGGGACUCGGGUGAUUUCGGCUACUGUCCCACAGAGCCCACCAGCCCGCGGGGCGCGUUUGGAAGCACGCCGGGCUCUGUGGUGCGCAUCCCGGCUGGCAGCCCGGGGCGCAGCCGGGAGAGACAGCCGCUGCUGGACCGUGACCGUGGAAAUUCACCGCGGGAGCCGCACAGGAACGAGUUCCCGGAGGAUCCCGAGUUCAGAGAGAUCAUCCGAAAGGCCGAGCGAGCCAUCGAGGAGGGGAUCUACCCGGAGAGGAUCUACCAGGGAUCCAGUGGGAGCUAUUUUGUCAAAGACUCACAGGGGAAGAUCAUCGGAGUGUUCAAACCUAAGAAUGAAGAGCCCUACGGCCAGCUGAACCCAAAGUGGACUAAGUGGCUCCAGAAACUGUGUUGUCCGUGCUGUUUUGGUCGUGACUGUUUGGUCCUGAAUCAGGGUUACCUCUCUGAGGCCGGGGCCAGCCUGGUUGAUCAGAAGCUGGAGCUCAACAUUGUUCCCAGGACCAAGGUGGUGUACCUGGCUAGUGAAACUUUCAACUACAGUGCCAUAGACAGGGUCAAGUCUAGAGGAAAAAGACUAGCCCUAGAGAAGGUGCCUAAAGUUGGCCAGCGCUUCCACAGGAUCGGACUGCCGCCCAAAGUCGGUUCCUUCCAGCUCUUUGUUGAUGGGUACAAAGAUGCAGAUUUCUGGCUGCGGAGGUUUGAAGCAGAGCCUCUGCCUGAAAACACCAACCGUCAGCUCCAGCUGCAGUUCGAGCGGCUUGUAGUCCUCGAUUACAUCAUCAGGAACACAGGCAUAGGAAAUGACAACUGGCUGCUGAAAUAUGAUUGCCCCAUGGACACUGUUGGGAAUAGGGACACAGACUGGGUGGUAGUAAAGGAUCCUAUCAUCAAGCUGGCAGCCAUAGACAAUGGCCUGGCCUUCCCUCUCAAACACCCAGACUCCUGGAGAGCCUACCCGUUCUACUGGGCGUGGCUCUCCCAGGCCAAAGUUCCUUUCUCCCAGGAAAUCAGAGAGCUGGUCCUGCCCAAACUCUCUGACCCUAAUUUCAUUAAAGACCUUGAAGAGGACCUCUACGAAUUAUUCAAGAAAGACCCCGGUUUCGACAGAGGACAGUUUCACAAACAAGUCGCUGUAAUGAGGGGGCAGAUCCUGAACUUGUGCCAAGCCCUGAAGGAUGGCAAAACACCCCUCCAGUUGGUCCAGAUGCCUCCAGUAAUUGUGGAAACAGCCAGAGCGCCUCAGAGAGCUAACAGUGAGUCCUACACACAGAGUUUCCAGAGCAGAAGACCCUUCUUCACCUGGUGGUAGGAAAGGAGCAGCCAAGAGGAGGACGAACAGCAGGAAAGCCGGCAUGUCCAUGUGUGGAUGGAAGAGAGGACGGAAUGGAAACAGAAAUAAUCAUUCUCCCCUCCUCUCCUCUCCUUAUGGAUACUUUGGUUGCAAAGACUGAGUGAGUGGGUGGAGAGAUGAGGCCAAAAGAGGAAGAAUUUCACAACACAUCUUCCCUGUUUGCCUCCGUGCCUUGUGUGGACGUCAAGAAUUUACACCUAAAUGAUGAAGAUUCUGUACCUUCCUGCAAGUGAGAGAGAUUUCAGUGAGAUGUCAGACAUUUCAGUUGGACUCCUGGGUGCAAAUAUACUCACCCACACAUGCACGCCAGUCAGAAGCCUCUCAUGCUUGAUUUUUGGAUGGGAGGUGUUGCAUUCCAUGUUGUUUUUCGUUGGUUUGUUUUGUUUCUUUUUCAUUUUUUUCACUACCUUUCUGCCUUUUAAUAUUCACCUGCAGAUUCCCUCCCAUGCUGUUAAAAGCCUGGGGCUGGUGAAAGCAGUGGUGCCACUAGUGAUGAUCCGCUUUUUAUUUUUUUAACAAAAAAGGAGAAGUGUUCAUUGUGGUUAAGUUAGAAACUGGACACUAAGUGGUGUGUAUGUCUCACCACACUUGAACACAAGCCCCGUGAACUGGUUUCACAGUCACUCGUUGCUCCUCCUAACUGUUUAGAAUAGGAUCAACAAGUCAUCAGAGUGAUGUCAGAGAGCAGAGACAAAUUGUUUGUUUAACUAAGUGCAACUGGCUCGUCCAAUUUUUCUUCUCACUCAUGAGUUAAAUCAAUGGUGAAGAAGACAAAAUUAUCCCAUCUGCAAGCAGGCAGAAGGGGGGGCUGGUGGGUUUCUUAGCCCACAAGCUCCUGCUUGUCUCGGCCAUGUUGAUAGAUACAAUUUAUGUUAAUUAUUUCUGACUCGUGGGGUGGACGCAAGUAAACAACAAAGUAACUUCCUGCUGUACUGAACUGAAAUGUAUUGUGACAAUGCACUGUAUAAUUUGUAUGUAAUAUUUAAUGAUAGAUUAUAAUUAAAACAUAUUCCAUUAA